Messenger RNA from Anoplophora glabripennis (Asian longhorned beetle), 344 nucleotides. RefSeq lists its product as uncharacterized. NCBI's taxonomy places the organism in Eukaryota, Metazoa, Arthropoda, Insecta, Coleoptera, Cerambycidae. The transcript has 2 exons. The record is from RefSeq and is a predicted model, not a curated record. The annotation marks the transcript as partial.
GGUAAGGUGGUAAUCCGACCCAUAGCCUUCAAACCGGCAGCCAUGACGCCUUCAGCCAGAUUCGGUAUCAGCGGAGAGCGAUACGGUUCGACGCCCAUCCUCACCAGGCCCGGAUCAAGAUUGACCCUCUAUGGAAGUAACAACGACCUCCACCAGCAAAACGUAAACAUAAACAAUUAUUCCCUGGACCGAAAGCUCCGAUCGUCCUGUCCGUCGGCGUCUUCGUCACCGCCUUUGGCCUUAAAUUCACUUUCAUCUCUUCCUCAUAGUCAUCAGCUGAUCAACUACGACAGUCUGGAGAGCGUCAGAAAGUCGCCUAUUUCGAACACGGACCAUUCCAUUGG